AUGACUGAGAGCGUAGACGAAAAACCAAUCAAAGAAUCACCCGAUAUUAAGCUUGAUCCAACAGAGGAACAAAUUUUAAAAGAUCAGAUUAAUUUUGAGUCAUCUGACAUUAAGCUUGAUCUGAUCGAGGAACAAAUCCUAAAAGAUCAGAUUAAUAUUGAAUCAUCUAACAUUAAGCUUGAUCCGAAAGAGGAACAAAUUUUAAAUGAUCAGAUUAAUGUUACUAAAAGAAAGGUCUCAUAUAUUUCUUUAUAUAGAUUCGCUACAAAAGUUGACUGGAUAAUUAUGUUUAUUGGAUUAAUGUUUUCAGUAAUUGCGGGAGCAGCUUCACCUUCAAUAGCAAUCUUUUUCGGAAUAGUUAUCGAUUAUUUUACCAAUUUUCAAAAUCACAUAAUAAGCUCCGAUGAGUUUUCCCAAGAAGUAGAUAACUUCUCACUAAUAUUUGUAUACUUUGCAAUUGGUAUUUUUGUUACUACGUAUAUAUCUACAGCUACUUGGGUAUAUACUGGUGAAAGAAUAACACGACAAAUUCGUGAACAAUAUCUUCGUGCAAUUCUUAGACAAAAUAUAGCUUAUUUUGACAAACAUGGUUCAGGUGAAGUUACUACUCGCAUUACUUCUGAUACACACUCGAUACAAGAUGGUAUCAGUGAAAAAGUUGCCUUCGCUUGUCAAAUAAAAGGUUUGGAAUCCAAAUCUCGUGCCGGAAUAAUUGCUGAAGAAGCUAUUUCAACGAUCAGAACUGUAGUGGCCUUUGGUGCCCAAAAGAAGCUUUCUAACCUUUAUGAUACUUAUUUAAGUGAUGCAAGAAAAGAAAGGGUUAAAAAAUCUUGGGUGAUUGGUAUUUCUCUUGGCAUUACGCUCUUUGUCAUAUAUUCAUCUUAUGCUUUGGCCUUCUGGUACGGUUCUACGUUGAUUUAUAAACAUGAAAUGAGUGCCGGACAAGUUUCUGGUGUAUUCUUUUCGAUUAUAAUUGGCUCUUUUGGUCUUUCAAAUUUUUUUGUCGAUUUUCAAGCUAUCAGCCUUGCUGUUAGCGCUGGUUCAAAAAUUUUUGAAACUAUUGAUCGUGUUCCUCCGAUAGACAUUGCUUCUGAUACUGGUGAUAAGCUUGAAACUAUCGAAGGUCACAUUCAACUUAAGAAUAUAAAUUUCAUUUAUCCAACUCGCCCUGAAGUUAAAGUUUUAAAUGAUGUAUCAUUGGAUGUUGAACCUGGUUCUACAGUUGCGCUCGUUGGUUCUUCGGGUUCUGGUAAAAGUACGAUUGUAUCUCUUGUACUUCGUUUCUAUGAUCCCAUAUCAGGUGGCGUAUUUAUUGAUGGACAUGAUGUCAAAUCUCUCAAUUUAACAUGGCUAAGAAGACAAAUAAGUCUUGUAAGUCAAGAACCUAUACUUUUUAAAACUACUAUAGCCGAAAAUAUAUCUUAUGGAUUAAUCGGUUCUAUUUAUGAAAGUUUACCUGAUAACGAAAAACGUGAAAUGAUUGAAAAUGCUUGUAAGAUGGCUAAUGCUCAUGAUUUUAUUAUGAACCUUCCUGAUAAAUAUGAAACUAUGGUUGGGGAGCGUGGAAUUUUAUUAUCUGGAGGUCAAAAGCAACGUAUCGCAAUCGCUCGUGCUAUUAUUAAAGAUCCAAAGAUUUUAUUACUCGACGAAGCUACUAGCGCUCUUGAUACAGCAAGUGAGGGAAUAGUUCAAAAUGCAUUAGAUAAAGCUUCAAUGGGUCGUACAACAAUAGUUAUUGCACAUCGUUUAACCACUAUUCGCAAUGCAAAAAAGAUUAUUGUGAUGAAUAAAGGCGUUAUUGUGGAAUCGGGUACACACAAAGAGCUUAUGGAUAAAAAAAGUUUUUAUUUUAAACUUGUUGAAACUCAACAGAUUCAACAGACUUCAAAGGUUGAAGAAAAUCUGAAUGAGAAUGAACCAGAUUUAUUUAUAAUUCCACCUAAAGAUGAUAUUACAAUUAAGGACACUAUCAAAGAUAAUGAAAAUCCGAUUAUUUCGGCCAAACAAAAAGCUGAUACUGAAAUGGGAUUGAAACAUAAUGAUUGUCAUUACUCUUCUUGGGAACUAAUCAAGAAGAUAGCAUUCAUCAAUGGACCUGAAUCUUUUAUACUUUCCAUAGGUAUAAUAACAUCAGUCCUUAAUGGCUGCAUUUACCCGAUAUUUGCUAUUACAUUUGCUAAUAUUAUUCAAGCACUUUCAGAAACUGGUGAAACUUUACGUCAUAAAGCAAAUUUCUGGUCACUUAUAUUUUUUAUAUAUGCCAUGGUGUCAUUUUCUUUGAAUCUUAUUCAACAAGUUGCUCUUGGAUUUGCGAGUGAAAAGCUUACAGAACGAGUUCAGUCCAUGUCUUUUGCAUCUAUUUUACGACAAGAUAUUUCUUUUUUUGAUGAAGAAGGUAAUGGUGUAGGUGUUUUGACUGGUCGAUUAUCAUUAGAUGUAACACAUGUUAGUGGUUUAGCGGGUUCUACACUUGGAAAUCUAUUACAAGUAAUGGCUUCGCUUUGUGCAUCUUUCACAGCGGCAUUUAUAUUUGGUUGGAAGCUCACUUUGGUCUCCGCAGUUGCUUCACCUGUAUUAAUUGGAGCUGCUGCAUUACGUAUAAAAAUGGUAGAUGGAUUCCAACAAAAAACUAAGAAAGCCUAUGAAUAUUCCACUCAAAUAGCUAAUGAAGGAGCUAGUAAUAUUAGAACGGUCGCUGCUCUUACUCGUGAAGAUGAUUUAUGGAAAAAAUAUCAUAAUUUAUUAGAUGGACCCAUGCGUCAAGGAUUUAAAAAUGCAUACUUAGCCUCCACUAUUUUUGCUUUUGGGCAAAGCAUCUCCUAUUUAAUAAAUGCUUUAACAUUUUGGUAUGGUAGUAAAUUAUUUAUGGACGGUGAAUAUGAUCUUCAAAAAAUGUUUGUAGUUUAUGCGGCCAUUAUAAUUGGAUCACAGUCUAUUGGCCGUGUCUUUGCUUACACACCAGAUAUGACGAAAGCAAGGUCUGCAUCUGCUACCAUAGUAUCAUUAUUAGAACGUGUUCCUGUGAUUGAUACAUGGAAUCAAGAUGGUGAAAAGGUUAAAACUAUCAAUGGUCACCUUAAAUUCACAGAUGCUUAUUUUCAUUAUCCGACUCGACCUAAUGUUCCAGUUCUCCAAGGUUUAAAUUUAGAAAUUAAGCCUGGUCAAUAUGCAGCAUUAGUUGGGACAUCAGGAUGUGGUAAAAGUACCACAGUAAGUCUUACCGAAAGAUUUUAUCAGUUGACGAGUGGUACAAUUACAAUUGAUGGAAUAGAUAUUACCAAAAUGAAUGUGAACAAUCUUCGAGAGCAUAUUGCACUUGUAAGUCAAGAACCAUCAUUAUAUGAUAUGACUAUAAAAGAAAAUCUUCUUUUUGGAAGUCGAUCCGGGCAAAAUAUUACACAAAAUGAUAUAGAAAAUGCAUGUCGAGAAGCAAAUAUUCAUGAAUUUAUUGUUGGAUUACCUGAUGGAUAUGAUACUCGUGUUGGUGGAAAAGGAACACAACUUUCAGGUGGACAAAAGCAACGAAUUGCCAUCGCCAGAGCACUUAUUCGAAAUCCAAAAAUUUUAUUACUUGAUGAAGCAACAUCGGCCUUAGAUUCGGAAUCAGAAAAGGUUGUACAAAAAGCACUUGAUGCUGCAGCUCACGGAAGGACAACUUUAGCAAUUGCGCAUAGAUUAUCAACAAUUCAACAUGCAGAUGUUAUAUAUGUUAUAAAAGAUGGUAAAGUUCAUGAACAAGGCACACAUCAAGAAUUAUUAAAACUUAAAGGAAUUUAUAAUAUGAUGUAUCGUCAGGCGUGUGGUACUCUUGAAACAAUUUUCGAGAACGCAAGCGAUGAUGAAAAUUCAACUGCUUUUCAACAUCAAUCUGAAAUUAACCUUAUUGCCGAAGUUGAUUCCAUACAAUCAUUCAAUGAAAAUCGCGGUGCGAUUUCAUCAAUCAAUCAACUCCAGAGUGACAAAACCGGAAAGAUAGAAGGUAGACAUAGUGUUAUCGAUGUCAACUUAUCACUUCAAAUAACCCCAAAAGGCUUCAUGAACCGACGAUACGCCACCAAUUGCACAAAUCCCACACUUGUUUCAACUUAUACAAAUAUUUCAAAUAAUUUAGUUACAAACCCUCUUCAUAAUUUUAGUUCGCCCACUUUAUCUAAUCGUCCAGACCUUUAUCAUGAAAAUGAUUUUAAAAAUAUUCCAAAAUGCCCAUCAAUAAUUUCUUUCAAAGUGCACAUCCAUUGGAUCUAUCCUUCUUCUCCUUUAUUAAUUAACUUAUUUCGAGAUAUUUCGUUACGAAAAUUUAGAAAAAUUGUUGCAAAAAGUUGUGGAAUCAAAGUACCAAAAGAUUGUGUUAUUAUUUGGAAUAGGAAUUUGAAGUGUGAUGGAAUUAGUGUUGGAGAAGAAAAUAAUGAUAGAGUAGUUUUAAAAUACUUGUUAAAAUCUGGAAAGGUUAGUGGAAUUAAAAAUGGUGCUAUGUGGAAAUGUUUAAAAUCUUUUUGGUAUAAUAGUGUUGAGCUUUCUAUUGUUAAGAAGGAUUUAUUAGAAUAA
Molecule: messenger RNA, 4545 nt
Organism: Racocetra persica
Lineage: Eukaryota; Fungi; Glomeromycota; Glomeromycetes; Diversisporales; Gigasporaceae
Source: the annotation of a GenBank genome assembly